AUGGCUACAACCAAGCGACCCAAUUUCCUUCUCAUCGUCGCCGAUGACCUUGGGUUCUCAGACGUUGGUGCCUUUGGCGGCGAGAUUCAAACACCCAAUCUCGAUCAUUUGGCUUACGCACCCUCAGGAGUGCGCAUGACCAACUUCCAUACGGCUUCCAUGUGUUCACCCACACGAUCUAUGCUUCUCUCGGGCACUGAUAAUCACAUUGCCGGCCUCGGCCAGAUGGAGUUUUGGGGCCGUGGACGAGACCCACCAGUUCCAUGGUCUGAACGACCUGGAUAUGAGGGCUACCUGAAUUCCCGCGUGGCUGCUCUACCAGAGAUUCUCCAGGACGCGGGAUAUUAUACUUGUAUGAGUGGCAAGUGGCAUUUGGGCCUCACAAAGGAGCGCACACCACAUGCUCGAGGCUUUGAUCGCUCAUUUGCUCUUUUGCCGGGAGGCUCGAGCCAUUAUGCGUACGAACCCAAAAAACCGGAUGGAACCCCUGUUUUUGCGCAUUGGGCCAGUCUGUACUAUGAAGAUGACCAAAGAGUUGAAACGAAAGACUUUCCGAAAGACUUUUACUCCUCAGAUCACUUUUCAAAAAAGCUCGUCGACUUUUUGAGUGAAAGAGAGACCAACGCUUCCGUCAAGGAGAAGCCAUUUUUCGCAUUUCUGCCAUUUACGGCCCCGCAUUGGCCUCUGCAAGCACCGGAGUCAAACAUUCAGAAGUACAAGGGAAAAUAUGACGAUGGUCCAGAUGUUCUGCGAGACAGAAGGCUAAAACGACAAAUUGAACUCGGUCUCUUGCCUGCGGAUGUAGAGGCGCAUCCGGUCAUUUCCUCAACUAAAGACUGGGAUGACAUGUCAGCGGAGGAGAAAGCGUGGUCGGCGAAAACAAUGGAGGUAUUCGCUGGUAUGGUCGAUAGAAUGGAUGAGAAUAUCGGCAAAGUUAUCAACAAAAUCAAGGAGACCGGUGAGUGGGACAACACUUUUGUCAUUUUCAUGUCCGACAAUGGUGCCGAAGGAGCGAUUGUUGAGGCGAUUCCCAUGACUGGAGAUGUGAUCAAAAAGUCGAUUAAUAAACAUUACAACAACGACUAUGAGAACCUUGGCAACCGGGAUUCAUUCAUUUGGUAUGGUCCUCAAUGGGCGCAAGCCUCUACGGCGCCUAGUAGGAUGCAUAAGGGGUAUGUCACAGAAGGUGGUAUCCGCUGUCCGGCUAUUAUCCAUUACCCAGGAUUCGCAGAAACCUCAAACGGGCAUAUUACUGAUUCGUUCACUACUGUUAUGGAUAUCCUGCCAACGAUAUUGGACCUUGCGGGGAUUCAGCUGCCGGGCCCGAGCUUUCGAGGGCGUCAAGUUGUACCGGUAAAGGGCAAAUCCUGGAUCCCACACCUGCUGAGGAUAUCUCCCCAUGUUCAUGAUGAAGAUCACGUAACUGGCUGGGAAUUAUUCUUUCAUCAAGCCAUCCGCAAGGGUAAAUGGAAGGCUGUAUUCAUUCCAAAGCCGAAAGGCCCGGAGAAAUGGCAAUUGUACAACAUGGACAAAGACAUGGGCGAAAUUCACGAUUUAGCGGAGGAAGAGCCGGAAAUUUUGGAUGAACUGAUUAAGUAUUGGUUGGCAUAUGUGGCUGAGUUUGGUGUGUUUUUGCGGGAGGAGCUGGAAGAGGGCUAUGUCCUCCCAAAGGCUUAA
This is a messenger RNA of Trichoderma aggressivum f. europaeum, 1677 nucleotides long. RefSeq lists its product as uncharacterized. The transcript is spliced from 2 exons. The coding region runs from base 1 to 1677 and encodes 558 amino acids. Gene Ontology annotation, molecular function: arylsulfatase activity. The record is from RefSeq and is a predicted model, not a curated record. NCBI's taxonomy places the organism in Eukaryota, Fungi, Ascomycota, Sordariomycetes, Hypocreales, Hypocreaceae.